CGCACGUAUUUAUCUCAAAUCCUAUUUGAUGGCCAGUGUGAGGACAAGGGAAAUCAAAGAAAGGUGAUCAAGGAUACAUAAACGUUUCCGAUGCGAAAACUAUGUCAGGAACAGUGAGUCUAAACCAAAAUUGGACGUUGGCGCCAAAAGUCCGAGACCAAAACGGAAAUGACGAGUUGAAUGGUUUUACAUCACCACUGCCCAGAUCUGGUUCAAUUAUCGUUAGCCAUCACUCGCCAGAGAAAAUCAGUGCAAUGAAAAAGGAAGGGAACAGAGACAACUUAUACCACAUCGCGGCAUUCUACUGUCUCUUAAUGGGGCUACUCGGGCUCGUCUUUCCCGUCACUGAGGCACUCACAAACAAAUGGCUCAAGCUAGACUAUGUUGGGGGCUUCAACAUUUACAUGUCUGUGGUAUCAAUAAUUGUGAUGCUAAUCAUACAGUUCGUCCUUUUACGUGAAAAGAAAGUCAAGAAGAAAGAAGUAAUAGCCACUAGAAGGGCCUCUAGACUCGGAAGCAUAGAGUCUAGUUUCAAGGAGAUAGAUCCGAGUGAUCUUGGUUCACAAAUGACACUACAUAGACACUCAAUAACUACCACAGUAUCUGAAGAAGAGAUACCUUUCGAACAGAGUAAGCAUGGAGCUGGAUUCUACAUACGAGUUGGCGCCAUUGGUUUUGGUCUUGGAAAGUUGUUGUUCAACGGCUUGAAUCUGGCUAAUCUAGCUGGACCUGAAUGCAGAAACGUUGUUAUGUCCGUAGAUGUCGGAUGUGGCCUUCUUUUCACAUUCCUGCAAACUUUCUUCCUCUUCAAAAAUUCAGGGCUGUGCGUUUACAAGUACAGGAACAUUGUUGCAUUUGGACUUCUGCAUGUUCUGGCCACUAACAUGUGCGUUUGGGUCAGAGCUAUUAUUAGUGAAGCUCUUGAAACAAUCGAGGAACACGGUCACAUCUCUGAUAAUUCUUCAUCUGGUCAUUUAUACAGCUCUCCUGAAGAUUCUGUCAUGUUUGUGGAAGCAGGUGGCGGUGGUCACAGCAGCGUCGUGACUGGAUGUGACAGAGGAAAGUCCAUCGUUGAUAGUGUCGCUCCCUAUCUCUUCCCUUUCAUCAUAGAAUAUAGCAUCAUCGCCGCAGCGUUGAGCUUCCGUAUCUUUACAAAUAUUGGGCUGGCGGUUAAGCCAUCUUCAGAAUCAGAUGGAUCAGAAAGGAACCAUGCAGAUCAUCAUCCUGUAGAAAAUUCAGUUGAUUGUACCAAGGCUAAUAAGGGAAUAUUUGCGGGGCUUAUUAUCUUCAUCCUUGGUGUGGUUGGUUUGAUUAUGUACAUGGUUCUGCUAAAGGAGGAGCAACAAUAUACGAACGCUAUAUACGCAUAUUAUAUUACCGAGAUUGGGAUGCUCGCGAUACUACUCGUUGCUGUUAUACUAGCCAUCUACAAGUUGAAAGAACUUUAUGUGAUGGCAUUACCAGAUGACAUCGAAAAUGCCCUUCUUGUGAUAGGACUUGUUGGUCUAGUUGCGAAUGAUCUUUUCGGAUUGAUGGCAGCAAUAACUAGCUGGGAUAAGGCUCCAGUGGCACACGGCCUCCAUUUGGCUGAAUCGCUAUUAUCUAGUAUUCAAGCUCUAGCCCAAAUAGUAUUCAUCACAGAUGCUCUGAGAAGGAGAUUAGGAACAAAAUCUCACUUUUUAGACAAACCAGGUCGGGGCAUCGUGACAUUCCUAAUCAUCGGCAAUGUAACUCUCUGGAUAACUCAAAGUAUCCAAGUUAAACAGGCAGGCGUCAAUGAACCUGAGGCCGAGGUGUUUGGACACGUUGCAUGGGCAAUCUUGGACCAUAUCACCGAUCCAUUGCGCAUUUUCUUCAGAUUUCAUUCUAGUGCUUGUUUGGCGGACAUUUUCAGUCAUACUUAUAGUUUUCACCAUGACCAUUAAAAUAGCAAACGGUUUGUGAUUGAUGUCAUUGAAAGUUUGCAGAGACUGAAGUCAAUAUCAGAGGCAUUUGAUGAAUUAUAAAUGCAUUUCAUUUGCUCUUAAUGUUCGGAAGAGAUAAGGAUAGAAAUGUAAUAUAAAAUGAAACUCAAUGAUACUUAAAAGAUUAUAAGACCUUCGUUUGAGGACCAAUAUAUUAUAUUAUAUAGCAACUUGAGAGGUAAACAAUGCAUCAAAGGAAUUCAAUGAGUUUAUUAGAGGUUAUAUGAUCAAUGUGUUUGUAUUCAAGUUUAUCUCAGAUUGAAUAUCAAAUGUAUUUCAAAAUGAACAGAAACCUCAUCACACGGAACACUACAAUGAUAUACAUUUUUUUGCUUUGUAUAUAUUAUAGAAUGUACAACGAAUUGUGAAUGGGGUUUGGCAAAUGAAUACCAAAAACAUGCAUGUUAUGAGUUUAUAGCGUUUUUGUAUGCUGCUCUAGCUAACGAACACUGGCACGACUGUAGUACUGUAUUAUUUAAGACUAAGAAAGUUACAAAAGGUAUAACAAAAUGUGGUAGCCUAUAUGAAAAAUAUUAUUUUCUUUAUAUUGAUGAUAAUAGGAUCUACACUAAAUUUGAAGCGGGGCCAGGGACGUGUAAAUAAAUGUUUUGUAGACUAUCUCUGAUUAUUAGUUUGGCC
Molecule: messenger RNA, 2603 nt
Organism: Owenia fusiformis
Lineage: Eukaryota; Metazoa; Annelida; Polychaeta; Sabellida; Oweniidae
Source: the annotation of a GenBank genome assembly